Molecule: messenger RNA, 330 nt
Organism: Geodia barretti
Lineage: Eukaryota; Metazoa; Porifera; Demospongiae; Tetractinellida; Geodiidae
Source: the annotation of a GenBank genome assembly
AUGCCAGAGGCUAUCAAACUCGACCCAAAGAGUAGCGCGUUGAUCCUGAUAGACAUGAUCAACGCUGUGGCCAAGGGGAACGGACCGCCCUACAACGUGCCCCCGAACCGCCAGGGCGUGAUCGACAACUUUGUCCGGCUGGUGGCCCAUUGCCGGGAGGUCGGGACCCCGAUCAUAUACAUCACUACCUACCGCAGGGCUGACAACUCGGACGCACCCAAGACUGUUGCAGACGUCGGGGGCGGGGGCGGAGCGGCAAUGCUUGAAGGGACCCCGGCCGUUGAGUUAUCGAUGAGUUGGCCCCGCAACCAGGGGACUACAUCGUCGUGA